Calliphora vicina (urban bluebottle blowfly) is the source of this 1888-nucleotide messenger RNA. RefSeq names its product hydroxymethylglutaryl-CoA synthase (gene Hmgs). Gene Ontology annotation, biological process: acetyl-CoA metabolic process. The transcript is spliced from 2 exons. Gene Ontology annotation, molecular function: hydroxymethylglutaryl-CoA synthase activity. The record is from RefSeq and is a predicted model, not a curated record. NCBI's taxonomy places the organism in Eukaryota, Metazoa, Arthropoda, Insecta, Diptera, Calliphoridae. Bases 222 to 1607 code for a protein of 461 amino acids.
CUCGUUAACGGUUGUGAUCGAUCGCAAGUUCACUGAUUCACAAAAUAAUAUUACGAAAUUAUAUUUCGGUAUUUUAGCGCAAAAAAAAGUGAAAAUAAAUAAAAUUGAUACGCAUUUUUUUGUGUGAGAUCAGCGCAAAAUUUAUUUUGGUUAUUACCUCCUCUCCCCCUCAACUUUAAUUUUUCUAUAAUUUUUAACAAAAUAAAACAACAUAGUAAAUAAUGUGGCCUGAAAAUGUUGGUAUUUUAGCCAUUGAGGUAUUAUUUCCCUCACAAUAUGUGGAUCAAACGGAAUUGGAACAAUUCGAUGGUGCCUCAGCGGGUAAAUAUACCAUUGGUUUGGGUCAAGCCAAAAUGGGUUUCUGUUCCGAUCGUGAAGAUGUCAAUUCCCUGUGUCUAACGGUGGUCAAUCGUCUCAUGGACAGACAUCAAAUCAAAGCCGGCGAUAUCGGACGUUUGGAAGUAGGCACUGAAACAAUUGUGGACAAAUCGAAAUCGGUUAAGUCGGUGCUAAUGCAAUUGUUUGCCGACAGCGGAAAUACCGAUAUUGAAGGUAUUGACACCACAAAUGCCUGUUAUGGUGGUACAGCAGCUUUAUUUAAUUCCAUCAAUUGGAUUGAGUCCUCCUCUUGGGAUGGACGUUUAGCUUUAGCCGUUUGUGCGGAUAUAGCAGUGUAUGCUAAGGGUGCUGCGCGACCCACCGGUGGUGCUGGUGCUAUAGCCAUGCUAGUUGGACCAAAUGCUCCAUUAGUGUUUGAAAGAGGCCUCAGAGCUUCACACAUGGAACAUGCUUAUGAUUUCUAUAAACCCGACUUAAGUUCAGAAUAUCCAACUGUAGAUGGUAAACUAUCGAUACAGUGUUAUUUGUCGGCUUUGGACACCUGCUAUCAAUUGUAUCGCAAGAAGUUUGAUAAACUCAAUCCCUCAGCGGAGUCACAAGGUUUGGACAAUUUUGAUGCCAUUAUUUUCCAUACUCCCUUCUGCAAAUUAGUACAAAAAUCUGUGGCCAGAUUAGUAUUCAACGAUUUCCUGCUGACGGCGGACGAAACAACGAGAGCCAAACAAUAUCCUGGUCUAGAGAAGUUCAAUACUGCCACACUGGCUUCAACGUACUUUGAUCGUGAUGUUGAGAAGUCUUUUAUGACACAAUUCGCCAAUGUUUUCGAUGAAAAAACUAAGAAAUCUCUACUUUUAUCCAAUCAAGUGGGCAAUAUGUAUACACCUUCCGUGUAUUCUGGUCUGGUUUCAUUGCUGGUCAAUGAAAGCCCCGCAAAUUUGGUGGGCAAACGUAUUGCUGUGUUUUCGUAUGGUUCCGGUUUGGCCGCCUCUAUGUACUCGAUUAAAGUGACCUCAAAUUCCGAUGUCUUCCAGAAAUUCGUCGAAAAAUUAGAUUAUGUUUUGCCUUUGUUGAAUUCACGCGAAAAGGUAGAACCCCAGGUAUUCUCCGAACUGAUGGAGGUGAGAGAGAAAAAUAAUCAUGCUGCACCCUAUACGCCUUCGGGUAGCAUUAGCGCCUUAUUCCCGGGCACCUACUACCUCAAGAGUGUUGAUGAAAUGCAUCGACGUACUUAUGAACGCACACCAACCAUCUCGAAUGGUGUACAUUAGGAACAAACAAUACUUGUACUUGAAAGUGAAAAAGAACAAAGCGUAUAAAAUUAGCUUUAUAAACAGAAUAUAAUAAUUGAAAAUGCAGGGGAUGUUUGAAAAUGUUUGGGCUUUUUUCUAUUAAUGUUCGGAACAAAAAUAUCGUUUAGAAAAGUUGUGUGAAAAACAUUCAGUUUCUAAAAUACUUUUAAGUAAUAUUUAUUCAUGCAGAUUUUCAACACGAAUAUUUUGUGCGGAACAGCCAGUAAAUCAAACAUAAAUUAAGAUGUUUUCUCUCUAAU